Molecule: messenger RNA, 909 nt
Organism: Acanthamoeba castellanii str. Neff
Lineage: Eukaryota; Discosea; Longamoebia; Acanthamoebidae
Product: serine/threonine kinase
Exons: 3
Coding region: 1-909 (302 amino acids)
Source: RefSeq, a predicted model, not a curated record
AUGAGCGACUUGGCCAACCUCGAGAGGAAGCUGCACACCUGCCAGGUCGUACUCUGGCUCAAGAACAACUUUGAGACGCCCGAGGGGCUGGAGCACUGGGAGGCCGACCCGUCGUCAGAUGAGGGACCACAAGAACUCGUGGGGGUGAGCAAGGGCGUCGUCUAUCGGGCCUACGUCAACAUGUGCAGCCGCGAGGGCCGACCCGUCAUGUUCACGCGGCCGGUGAUGGGCAAGAUGGUCCGCACCAAGCGCCGCGGCCCGCGGGGCCAUGUGGCCCAGUACUACGUCGGGCUACGGCAUCGACGAAAUGGUACUGCCCAGGCCGUGCAAGCGGUCAAGCCCGCCCCGAGCCGCCAGGCCAGCGCCAGAAGCGGCGUUGGCGUCAUCAAGAGGCAUCCUCUCCAGGUGGCGGCCGGUCAACACAAAAACGAGAGUGAGCACGACGAGAGUGCGAGCGAGAUGAGGCCCGGGUUGAGCGGAUCGAGCGAGGACCUGAUGGCCUUGGCGCUCCCUUUCUUUGAGCUCUUGGCUCCUACGGCGGAGGAGCCCCCGAGCAAGACCGCCACGACCACCACUUGCUCGUGGGCAGAUUGCGCAGCGGAGGAGCGGACGAGUGGCGAUCAGGGCUGCGUGAAGACGGAGGGCGAAGACCUGCUCGAGGCCCUGGAGCGGCAGUGGGAGUGGGAGUCGGGCGCCAUGCACGCCCGGUCAUCCACCACGGACGACCGCCUCGAGUGCUUCACCAGCGUUGCGGACGCGCACACGUCGGAGAGCCUGGUAGAGGAAGGGCCGCUUCUCGCCGAGCUCCCGCCGCCCGGAGGGAGGCGCAACUCGCUGCUCGAAUGGGCCGGGCAGGUCAUCCCUCCUCUGCCCAGCUGGCCCAUCAGCAUCAGCCCUUUACACAUUUAA